Solanum lycopersicum (tomato) is the source of this 2427-nucleotide messenger RNA. Its product is annotated as RNA polymerase sigma factor sigA. The record is from RefSeq and is a predicted model, not a curated record. Gene Ontology annotation, molecular function: DNA-binding transcription factor activity. Gene Ontology annotation, biological process: regulation of DNA-templated transcription; DNA-templated transcription initiation. NCBI's taxonomy places the organism in Eukaryota, Viridiplantae, Streptophyta, Magnoliopsida, Solanales, Solanaceae.
UAGACAAGUAAAUAAGAGCGGAGGGAGCACCUAAACUUAGUCAGUCUAGAAUCGUUGAUGGGGAAUAAGACGAGAAAGUUUUAAAAAGAGAAAGGAAGAGGUAGAAGUAGGCCACAAGAAGUGGGACCCGUAUAUCUAUUUGAACCAAUGACAAUUGAUCUCUAAUAUCCAAAAACUUAAAUACACAUUGAUCUCCUCUCGCGUUAUUUUCAUUUUCCUCCCAUCAGUUUAUUAUCAACAAAAAAAAAAAGUGUUUUAACAAUAUCAUUUCUGUUGCAAGAUAAACAAAGGAAAUAAAGCCAUAGCAGUGAAACAAAUGAGACGAUAAGUAGUAGUGAAGCAAAUGAAGCUGGCCUGGACUACAAGCUAGAAAAAAAAAUUGUAUUUUAACUCUUCUUCCUCCUAAUAAAAAAGUGAUUGAGGAGAUUAGUCAGCAUAUAAACUUGGUCAUAACCUGAUAUUGUUGUAAUUCAAUCUUCCUUGUAAGACGACGCGUGAUGGUCUUGGAUUGUUAGAAAGGGAUAGCCCUCAUGAUGGCCACAACAGCAGUUAUUGGACUGAGUGCAGGAAAAAGACUCUUGAGUUCUUCCUUCUAUUAUUCUGAUCUUAAUGAAAAGCUAUCUUGUAGUAGUGAUCAUAGUUUGCCCUGCCAUCAGGUUCCUACUGUUAAAAAUGUGAUCUCCGCUAAGAAGUCAUCCGAUUAUAGCCCCAGUUGUGUAUCCAGUCGAAAACUACAAUCUGUCAAGGCUCUUAAAGAGCAUGUAGACAUUGCAUCCGACCCUUCUGAUGUGCAGUCCUGGUUUGAAAGGUUCGAACAAUUGCAAAAUGAAAGUGAUGACGAGGAGGAUGAUUCGGUGGAGGUUCUACUCUUGCUGCAGAAGUCCAUGCUUGAAAAGCAGUGGAAUCUUUCUGCUGAAGAGACAUUGACUGCUUCUACACAACGCAAAAAGAAUUGUAAGAAGAUGCAUAUUGCUUGCUCAGGGACGUCUGCUAGGCGGAGGAGAAUGGAUUCUCGACAAAGAGUUCUUGCUCAAAAAAGUUCAGCUACACCUAUAAGUGCAACCAAGCCACUGAGGUCAAUACUUGGUCCAGAUCUACUUCAAAAUCGUUUAAAAGGUUACGUUAAGGGUAUAGUAAGUGAAGAGCUGCUCACACACACUGAAGUGCUUCAACUAUCCAAAAAGAUUAAAGUUGGUCUUCAUGUGGAAGAGCAAAAAUCAAGGCUGAAGGAAAGACUGGGAUGUGAGCCUUCUGAUGAUCAACUUGCUGUUUCCUUGAAAAUGUCCCGUACUGAUUUGCAAUCUACAUUGAUCGAGUGUUCCUUGGCAAGAGAAAGGCUUUCAAUGAGCAAUGUUCGUCUUGUCAUGUCAAUCGCUCAAAGAUAUGAUAAUAUGGGUGCUGAAAUGGCUGAUCUCGUUCAGGGAGGCCUUAUUGGACUACUUCGUGGGAUAGAGAAAUUUGAUCCCUCUAAAGGAUACAAAAUCUCAACUUAUGUUUAUUGGUGGAUUCGCCAGGGUGUCUCCAGAACCCUGGUUGAGAAUUCGAGAACCUUAAGAUUGCCAACACAUCUGCAUGAAAGACUCGGUCUAAUCCGUAAUGCAAAGAUGAGGCUUGAAGAGAAGGGAAUAAAUCCAUCUGUAAAUAAUAUAGCCGCAUCCCUAAAUAUGUCCCAGAAGAAAGUCAGGAAUGCAACUGAGGCAAGCAGCAAGGUGUAUUCACUUGACAGGGAAGUGUUUCCCUCUUUAAACGGUCUGCCCGGAACAACUCUCCAUAGUUACAUCGCUGAUAACCACCUGGAGAACAACCCAUGGCACGGUGUUGAUGUAUGGGCACUCAAGGAUGAAGUAAACAACCUCAUUUCAUCAACUCUUAGGGAACGAGAGAGAGAAAUUAUCCGACUGUACUAUGGUCUGGACAGUGAAUGUCUCACGUGGGAAGAUAUUAGUAAAAGGAUAGGCUUGUCCAGAGAGAGGGUCAGGCAGGUUGGAUUAGUUGCACUUGAGAAACUAAAACAUGCUGCAAGGAAAAGGCGACUAGACGCAAUGUUGAUCAAACAGUAAUUUAAAGCAUUUGCAGAGACCAUAAUACGAUUUGACUGUACAUAUAAUGUGAGAAUCUUGCAUCUCCGACUUAUUUUUAUGAGGAGAACGUACAGAUGAAGAACCCGAUACAUUCUUGCCCACCCCUCUCCGCGAAACCAAGCUCCCAAAUAUGUAUGUGCAGAGACAGAAUGUAGACGACAUUUUUUUGUACCAUAUAUUAUAGGAUGCAUGACGUGCAAAGAGCAAAGAAGAGAUUGUUUGCUGACAUAGUAGACAAAUGUUGUAAUCUGUAGGUAUAUUCUACAUUUUUAUGUGUUUCCACUUGAUGUGAUACUGAUUGAUUAUUUCUGGUAAGACAACAUGUAUACUUCCCUUUUCAUUCUUA